GACUAUUAGAAAUUGUCGGGUGACGUGUAAUCGUAAAUAGAAAUACCGUGCCGGUGAAAUACUAAAAAACAAGAUAGAUUAAAAAUAGUAUUUUUAUAAAUUUUUAUAAACAUGUUACGAAUACUAAUUUUUUCAUUAUUCGUAUGUUUUUCUGGAGUUCUUGGUUCCUCUCUUGAAUUAGUAACUGAUGACGAUCUACUGAAUCACAUAAAAAAUGAGAAUUUUGUUGUUGCUCUUUUCACUAAAAAAGAUUGUGAAGCUUGUGAAAAUAUGGAAAAUGAAUUAAUUCAAGUACGAGAAGAUCUAGUCGAUUCAUUGUCAGCCUGGGUGGUAAAAGUUUCAAACAGUCAACUUCUACGACUUUACAGUCCUAAUAAAGAGCCUGCUUUAAUUUUCUACAGAAAUGGAAAUCCUCUUUUAUAUGAUGGUCCUUUAGAUGGAGAAGAAAUUUUAAGAACAUUUAUUGAUAAUCAAAAGCCUAUCGUCAAGGAAUUAACUGAUGAUACUUUUGAACAUUUAACACAAGCCAGUAGUGGAGCAACUACUGGUGAUUGGUUUGUCAUGUUUUACAGUUCAGAUUGUGUGGAAUGUCAAAGAAUGGGCGCCAGAUGGGAAGCAGUAGGUUCAAAAAUAAAACAAAGAGUAAAUGUUGCUCGAAUGAAUAAACAUACCACAGGUGCAUCUACUGCUCGAAGAUUCAAUGUUUUCGAAGUUCCUGAAUUCAUUUUCUUCCGACAAGGUAAAAUGUAUAGAUAUCAAAUUCCAAAAUAUGAUGUGAAUUCCUUUGUAUCAUUUGCUAGAGAUUGGUAUAGAAAUGCCCGAAUUGAAAAAGUUCCAGUGCCUCAAAGUCCUUUCGAUGAUUUUACACAAAUGAUUGCAAAUGCCCUGCGUGAAAAUCCUUGGAUAAUAAAGCUCGGAAGCAUAACUAUUGGCGUAUUUGUGAUCGUCUCAGUAGCAUCAAAAUUAAGGCGAAAAUCCGAAGUUCCACAAAAGAAGGCUAAAUAAUAUAAAUAUAUCUCUCGUUUUAAGCAAUGUAUAUAUGUACACAUUACAAUUGAACUUAAAAAAAGAUUUUCUACAAUUCAUAUAUUAACAAAUAAUUUAAGUUUUAGCUAAAUACAUACCCCUUCCUUUUAUACAUAAAUAUACAUGUAAUUUCGAAAUAUAUAAUUAAGGUGUCAGCGAAAAUUAAUUUUUUUAAAUAUUCUUAUAUUUUUUUAAUAUUAUAUUCCAAUUGGUGCUAAAUAUUUUCUAGAUUUCGUAUAACAGAGGAAUGUAUAAAAAUAAAACUUAAAAAAAUGUACAAUA
Molecule: messenger RNA, 1308 nt
Organism: Leptopilina boulardi
Lineage: Eukaryota; Metazoa; Arthropoda; Insecta; Hymenoptera; Figitidae
Product: thioredoxin domain-containing protein
Exons: 6
Coding region: 112-1005 (297 amino acids)
Source: RefSeq, a predicted model, not a curated record